Sebastes umbrosus (honeycomb rockfish) is the source of this 4881-nucleotide messenger RNA. RefSeq names its product CREB3 regulatory factor-like. Gene Ontology annotation, molecular function: DNA-binding transcription factor activity, RNA polymerase II-specific; RNA polymerase II transcription regulatory region sequence-specific DNA binding. Gene Ontology annotation, cellular component: nucleus. Gene Ontology annotation, biological process: regulation of transcription by RNA polymerase II; response to unfolded protein. The record is from RefSeq and is a predicted model, not a curated record. The transcript is spliced from 11 exons. Lineage: Eukaryota; Metazoa; Chordata; Actinopteri; Perciformes; Sebastidae. The coding region runs from base 968 to 2587 and encodes 539 amino acids.
ACUCAAGUGCCCUCCAAGUCCUCGAGUCCUCCGAGCAGAAACACACAAACUACAAACUACAACUGAUCUACAUCUACUAGAUCUACAUCUACUAGAUCUACAGCUCUGACACACUGCUCACCUCCUCACCAGGUCAGUCUCUCUCCCUCUCUCUGCUCCGGAAACAACAACAACAACAAACACAACAACAACAACAACAACAACAACAAAGAGCACACAAAGCCCCGUCCUCCUCCUGCUGCUGCUGCUGCUGCUGCUGCUCCAUCAUCAUCAUCAUCAUCAUCAUCUCUUCUUCCUCUCUGUCCCCAAAACAAGUGUUGUGAAGCAGGAAAGUGUCCAACACGGAGCUGCUGAAGACUCUUAAACUUUAUUAAUAAAAGAAUCAGCUGGAGGAGCAGAGAGCAGAGAGGAGGAGCAGCCUCUCAUCUCCUGCAGGAGGAGGAGAGGAAGAGGAGGAAGAGGAGGAGGAGGUGUUACUGAGUCCUACAACCAUCUUUCUCUGUCCCGGUUCUCCGCCAUAGAGGCAGCUCUCUGUCUCUCUGUCCUCCUCUCUGCGGACUAACUUCCUGCAUGAGUCGGUGAUGUGUCGGUGAACCGGGAGAUCCCGCCUCCUCUCCUCUCCUCUCCGGUGCGUGCUGCGGUGCGGUGCGGUGCGGUGCGGUGCGGUGUGUGCGUGGUGUGGAUGGAUGCUGCUGGUGCGUAAACACAGAGAGAGAGAGCCUCAUCUGGAGCACCGAGGCCGAGGCCGACAUUUUGCCCCGGUGGUCCGGAGGAGCUUCACUGCGAGGAGGCGAGGAGGCGAGGGGACAUCCGAGGACACCGAGCAGCAGCAGGCUGGGAGGCUGAGAGCUGCAGGGCUGCGACAUGUGAAAGGAGCUCCGCCCCUUGACCCUCUCAACUCUCAACCUUCGCAGAACUCAGUUGAACCGACGCUGUGACCGCGACUUGACACCCUCCUGCCUCGGGCAUGCCUCAGCCGGGUAUGAAUGGGAUGGAGCCUGCGUUUGGCGAGGCCUACGGGGGACACAGGGGCCUGCUGAGCCCCUACCCUCUGGCCAUGUCGCCACAAGGGGGCAGGACUGAGUACGACCAGAGCGUGCUCCUCAUGCUGGGCUCCCCGGCAUCGCCAAGGAAACGGCCCUUUGAGUUGCUAAGCGACCUGGUGGACGACGGUGGCGUCGGCGAGGACCUGCACCCGGAGCGCUGGGACGUGUCUGCGCUGGACGAGAUGGCUCGCUACACCAAGCUGGGCCUCGGGGUGGGGGGGGAGCUGCUGGCCUGCUCCGAGGAGGCCGUCCUGAUGGGCCGCUGGGGGAGGAGCCGGGAGGAGCAGGAGGAAGACGAGGAGGAGGAGAGGAGGAGGAGGAGACACACGGCACCUCCCGUCAUCCAGGACGUCAUCCAGGUCGUCCAGGCCGCCGCCGCUGCUGCAGGGAGGGAGGAGGGGCGUAGCUCCGUUGCCACGACAACAGGGAGGGAGUUAUGCGUUGCAGGAAGAGCGGCCGGACGAGGACGGGAUGGGAGGGAGCACACGGUGGAGGUGUAUCAGGUGGCGCAGGAGGAAGAGGAGGUAGUGGCGGCAGCGGCGGCGGGUUUGGCGCUGGAGCACUGCAGCGAGGAGCACAACUACUCCCUGAGCCAGGGGGAGGAGCUGGGGGCGGCGCCGCCUCACAACGCCCCGACGGAGGCGGGGGGAGACACACAGCAGGAGGUGCGGGGCAGGGUGGAGAGCAAGGCCAAGACCGAGCUGGACCUGGAGGACGAUGAGGAGGAGCAGGACGAAGAGGAGGACGAGGAGGACGAGGAGGAGGAGGAGGAAGAAGAAGAUGAAGAGGAGGAGGACGAGGGAGCGGAGGAGACGGCGGUGGAAGCUGAACUCUCCAGCUCCUCAGAAACCGAAUGUGAGGUGGAGGCCGAGCCGGCGAGGCAGCCGGGGGAGCGCCCGUCGAAGCGCCGCUGCUUCUGGGAGUACCGCCGCGCUCGAGAGUCGGCCACGAAGAAGAAACUGGGCGGAGACGUCCACUGGUCUCUGUCCUGGAGCUCCAGCACUCUACCCAGCACACUGUACCGCCGAGAGGGCAAAAAAGGCCGCCGCAAAGCUCGCAAGACGGACGCCAGCGACCUGACGCCAAACCCCCAGAAGCUCCACAACAUCGGGGAGCAGCUGCAGAAGCUCAACGCCGCCAUCGACGGCAUGGGCCCGGUCAACGACCUGCCCGCCGUGGCCCGAGCCCGGUCCCGUAAGGAGAAGAACAAGCUGGCCUCCAGGGCGUGCCGGCUGAAGAAGAAGGCCCAGCACGAAGCCAACAAGAUCAAGCUGUGGGGUCUGAACCAGGAGUACGAGAACCUGCUGGGAGCUCUGCUGAGGAUCAAGGAGGUGAUCCGACUGCGGGUGGAGAGCAGCGAGGAGGAGGACACGGACGAGCGAGGGAUGACCCAGCGCCUGGAGGACAUCCUCCGAGAGUCCAGCGGUCCUUUAGUCGCUGGGCGGACCAAAGACUUUGUGCAGAGGAUUUUGGCGGCCAGCGCCGGCGGUCAGAACCAGCGCAAAGAGCCGCCGCAGGGAGGUGACAAGGAGGCGGGUUAAACUCACCCAGCAUCCUCCUCCUUCCAUCCUCCUCCUCCUCCCAGCAUCACCAACCAAGCAAGCAACCUGACCUGACCGAGCUUCGCCUCCACUCUCACCACAUUCAAGUAAGAGCAGAGAGGAGGAGGAGGAGGAGGAGGAGGAAGAGGAGGAGGAGGAAGGAGUAGCCUAAACAAGAUGGGAGUAAAUUGCCACCCUGCUCCUGGUCGUCUCCUGUUGGCGCUCCGAACAGCAGCCGUCUUCACCGCUCCGUCUCUGCAGGCUCCACCUCCACCUCCACCUCCAGGCCAGAGCUGCUGCUGCUGCUGCUGACGUCUCUGUUUUCUGUGUCUGUCUGUGUGUGUGUGUGUGUGUGUGUGUGUGUGUGUGUAUACAUACUGUAUGAGUGUGUAGUGUUCCUCUCUCCCUCUCUGUGUGCUGUAUUUGUAUCCCAGUGUGCCUAUGAAUAGACAUUGCACUGUUUUGUAGAUGGUCGUAGUUGUCGGCAGGGGGCCGGUAGUGAGGCGAGGGCGAGGGGGCAUUUGAGGACAGAGGAAGUGCUAAAAUAAGGAAGUGGGAGGAGCGCAGGCCUGCAAGACAAAGAAGCGGGUAUUUUGUUUUAGUUUGAGUUUUUUUGUCCUUGGCCGGGCUCCUGUAGAAUAGAAGGGCUGCAUACCAUUCGGAUCUGAAAUGUCAGUAAGGAGUGACGGAGCAGCUGUUAACAGGAAACAGUCCUCGGAGCUUUAAUAACCCUCCUCCUCUCUCCUCCCCUCUUUAACUCAUCAAAAUGUUCAAAACGAAAGAGAGAAACUGCACCUUAAUCCAAAACUGACCAAAGAUACUGCUGAACCACUCCGACACCAGAACCUCUCUCUGCUUCAGAUGCUGCCAACCAUCAACACGUCCUUUAGUUUUGGAACGAGAGAGGAGAUGUUGUCAUGUUUACCCCGCAUGCAUCCGUUUGAUUCCCUUCACCUAAAUGCACUACUACGAUCACGGACCUGAGAGACGGUUUACUAUUGAGUCAGCCUCGUAGCUCUGCAGCCUCGUAGCGCUGCAGCCUCGUAGCUCUGCAGCCCGGUGCUCCGUCAGCUUCUCUGCAGCCCGGUGCUCCGUCAGCUUCUCUGCAGCCCGGUGCUUCCGUCAGCUUCUCUGCAGCCCGGUGCUCCGUCAGCUUCUCUGCAGCCCGGUGCUCCGUCAGCUUCUCUGCAGUGGUUUUUAUUUUGACCCACAAAAAGGGAAGUGUUCCUCAAUGCCUUCCCCGAGCCCUCUCCUCAACCCCCCUGACCGGAUUAUGUAGCGCACCUUCCUGAAUUGCAAUGAGAAAACACUUGUAGAUCUAGAAAGCAAAUAAUGAUUUUUUGUUUUAUUCUGGUUUUGUUGUUACGUGGCGACGCCACGGCCCCACCUGGUGGGUGUCAGUCUUUUGAAAUCUGCCUUUCUUCUGUGGUCUUUGCUGAAGCUGUAGACCAACCUGUCCACGGUCUCUAAAUGUUGUUGGACAUAAAAAAAACCAGGUCAAGGACCCUUUGAAUUGCACUGUGGUGAGAGCAACUAAGCACCUUCCAAGAGGCUUCAGAUCCUCCUAAAAGAGAAAACUCUCGGCACCUUUCGUCUGAAGACAGAUAUGGAUUGAGAGGCACGUCGUGACCGACCGGUCUCAGUCUGUUCCGGUAUGGUGCUACUGUAUGAUGAGAAAUAAACAAGCAAUGCACACUGUGAGCGAAGGCGUCGGGCAGUAACUGCUGACUGGGUUUUGGCCUGCGAGCUCGUCCUGUUGUAAUAGGCAGUUUGUUUGCAUAAUGACGCCUUUCUGAAGUGCCUGGAGCUUAAAGCCACCGGGACCUGUGUUAUUAUGCCGGAUCUUAAACCCUAUUACAACAUAACCCAUGACUACUGCUCCCAGCUUGGCCUCACUUGACUUUACUUUAGAAGAAGAAGAAAAGAAACUGCCGGCCUGUGUCGGGUCCGAUCAGCCAAAAAGAAAAAAGUCAACCAAAAUGUUUUCCUCUCAGAUGAAACCGUGUCUUCAUGGAACCAGCAGCUGGACCCGCUUCCUGUGAACAUCAACUCUGGGAAAUACAAGUAGAGGAGUGGCUGUGCCUCUUUGUUUUUCAACCUUGACGAGCUCCCGGCUGGGCUGCGUUCCAAAGCUGCUGCUCUAUAACACGCCGUCCCCCCCUCCAUCCCCCCCCGCCGCCUAUGGAAACUCCAUUUCCUGUCUCAACCAGGAGGAGGAGCAGUGAACCUUAAACUCUUCCCCUCCUCGAGGUCUCGCUCGUGGUCAUUUUGAAAGCUGCUGGACUAAAAGAGUU